CUGUGACCUUGAGGACGUGGAGUCAGGAUGGCUCUGAGCCAACACCUCUCCCUCCAGGGACUCUGUGUCCUCCUCCUCGGCACCGUGGUGGGUGGUCAAGCUCUGGAACUGAGGCUGAAGGAUGGAGCCCACCGCUGUGAGGGGAGAGUGGAAGUAAAGCUUCAAGGAGAAUGGGGCACAGUGAAUGAUGAUGGUUGGGACUUGGAGGAGGCAGCUGUGGUGUGCAGACAGCUGGGGUGUGGAGGUGCUACUGAGGCUCCUCGAGAUGCUUAUUUUGGGCCAUCAGCUGGCCCCAUUUGGUUUAGCUAUGUUUCAUGCAAGGGAACAGAGACAACUCUCACUGAAUGUCAGCAUUCUAGUAUUGGAGACUUUCGUAAUGAUGGCUUCAUUCAUGACUGGGAUGCUGGAGCAGUCUGCUCAGCGUUUCAAGUGACAUUCCUUACUGGCACAACGUCCUAGCCAUGGUUUCGUCUGAAGAUAAACUUCUG
Cervus elaphus (red deer) is the source of this 488-nucleotide messenger RNA. Its product is annotated as antigen WC1.1-like. Bases 28 to 459 code for a protein of 143 amino acids. The transcript has 3 exons. Lineage: Eukaryota; Metazoa; Chordata; Mammalia; Artiodactyla; Cervidae. Gene Ontology annotation, cellular component: membrane. The record is from RefSeq and is a predicted model, not a curated record.